Xyrichtys novacula (pearly razorfish) is the source of this 31505-nucleotide messenger RNA. The record is from the annotation of a GenBank genome assembly. NCBI's taxonomy places the organism in Eukaryota, Metazoa, Chordata, Actinopteri, Labriformes, Labridae.
GAUGGAUGCGCGCUCCCGACACUUCAGGUGAAUGAGAGGGAGACAGAGGAGCGGGACACGGUUCACUGUGCGUCGCAUUAAAAAGGAACAAUCAAAGGAAAAUGAGUUGUGUAGCGUCGCUUGGAGGGCAUGUUUUUACCACAACAUAUCUUCUCUUCGUCAUGGGAUGCGUAGCACAGAAAGUAAGUUGACAUUUGUUUACAAGCUGACAAUAUUUCACAAGCCUACCUCUAGUAGGCUGAGUGUUGGGCUCACUUCUGUGAGGAGAGUCAGGCAACGAACCUCAUUUGUAAAUCUUGAUAUUUAGUGUUUGUUUGCAUCUCGGUUCGGACUCUGUCUUCAUGGGGCUUAACUCGUGUUGAUUUAUGAAUCUGUAAGUGAAAACCUGUCGUCCGGCGUGCAUCUUGAAUCUGAAAAGACACUCGUUCACCCCACAUUUCAGAUUUAAAUGCCUGUCGUCUCUCCUGUCAAUUAUUCUGCUAUACUUAAAUACAGUACCUCGUAUUGAGCGGUUGCAACAGGCGGUGCGUGCAAACCAAAUGUAUAAAAGUUGACAUUUAAACACUUUAUGUGACUUAUUUUGCAAAAUAUUUGUGCCGUUUUUCCCAAAACAACCCACUGGUCCGACCAACUUCCAACCUAAUGAAGUUGGGUGUUGAAAAAAAUGGCAUUUAGUCAUCAAAUUAUGGAUUGACAACUUUUUCAAUCGAGUUUGGCCUAGGUCCAAUUUGAUCACGAAACCGCACGGAAGCUUAUCUUGUCUUACGCUGCAUCCGAAUUGUGAAAGCUGUGUGAAAACAAAGAGUAAUGCAUAAAUCGGUUAUCUGAUUGAUUUUGUAGUCAUCUUGAGAUUGGUCACAGUGUUGUCUGCACUCUUCAUAACAUUUAGCAAACAACACACCCGCCUCAUGCAGUUCAACUACUGUAAAUUAGGUUUCUUUUAAAAGUGCUGUUUGCACUUCCAAGAGGAAAUUUCAUUGUAGUUAUUUAUUUACAUGAAUAUAAUUUCCUGUAGGGGCUUUUAGACUGUGCAGAACAGUGAAAUCCAGAAAAAAGCCUGCAGCGUUAGCCAUAGCCAGACUACUCUAAUCACCUUACAUCAUGCUGACUUACUCUAGUCCACUUUUGCCAUUCACGCCAAAGUUAUGAAAGUUUUUGGCAUACUUCAUGAGACAUUAUAUCCUUAAGGGCUUUCAAAGGGAUGUUUUGAUGGCACAGGCAUGUUUUGAUGUUUCUGCACUUCACAGAGUGAGGGAAUGGCAUGCAGAGUCCAAACUGCUGAAAUGGGAACCACAUUGAGAGCAUGCAAACCUUAUGUUGUACCUUUCAGUCUCACUGAAGCAGACUCCACGAGCUCUGUCUCUGACAUGCGAAGACUUCACGAUCAAAAGGUUGUGUCUGAUAAAAAUGGGGACGCAUGCAGUCAGAGGUUGCUUCUAGGGCAUGUUUUUCAUUCAAUCAGGCUGUGAUUCAUGUUGGACAUGUUUUAGCUUCUCCUGUGGUAAAGGUAACGCUCCUGUCUGGUUAGUCAGGCUUUAGUUGUUUAUGGCGGCUUUUAAGUUGAUUUGAAAGUUGUGUUGAUGCCAAAAAAGUAACAUUUCAGUUUGUUAAGACGUCAAGAGCGUCUAAAUGUAAGUUGGCAGGUGUCAGUGACAGUAAUUUUUCUCAGAUGGAAGCUGGUUGGACUUCAAAACCUGCUCCUGUAGACAGUUUGAUCCAUAUUUUGUCCCCUCUAUGGCUGUCAUUUCUAUUCCAACUGUCUCAGCUGAGGAGGCGGGUGAAAUGACAGUUUGCAAUAAGACGUUUUUGGCAGCUCCAUUUCUUGGAACACAAUAUUUCCUCUCAUGAUCAAAUAUUACUUGAGUUGAAACCCUGGAGUGAUUGCUUUUAAGUAUGCAGACUACUUCAUUUUCACUAAGCUGGAAGACUUUUCAGAUUGUAUAAACUCACAUGCUACAGGUUUCAUUUGAAAAACCUCAAACCUGGACUACAAACUGAGUUUAAAAUUCAUACAUGACGCAAAACGACCCCAUGUGUAGCCCCGGCUGAUGUAACAACCUCGCAGGAUUACCCUUGAAAGACCUCCACCAGCACAUCAGGACCACAUUUAGCAAAGAGGAGCUUCCACCUGUCAAGAGUCGUCCUCUUCCGCUGAUGGACAAUGGCGGCUCAGCAGUGCAAUUCUUAGAACUGGACAACAAAAGCCUUUGGUAUAUUGAAUUGUCAGCGUCUCCAGCUUUAGUUCCUGUGUGCAUAGGGUGCUCACUAUCUUUGCAAUUAUCUGCCUGAGGGGGCACGGUAAAUGAUGUCUUUGUCCUGCGCUCCCCUUUUGUAUUAAGUUGAUUUUUGGAACAGCAUAAACAAGCUUGGAAUUUAUUCUAUCCCCCUCAGUAAAAAAAAUGGGAGGCGUCCAAGUCUGUCAGUCCACAAAUCAGCCCUGCGGACGAGGAAGAGUGAAUUUGAUCGCAUGUUUUGUUGCUCUGCUGCUGCGUCUUUUUUACGAGGUUUUAUUUGCAUUGGAAAGAGAGGACUCUCAGCUCUGAUUGAAUGGAGUUGUAAGACCCAGACGAACAGGGAAUUCUGUUAUUCCUCCGAUAAAUUAUCAGACAACAGAAACACACAGUCUGUCAACAGAUAAACAUGUCAUGGUGUGGCAGUGAGCUGCAGAGGAGAGGGGAUGAAAAGGACAGAGAGCAGAGAGUCAGACAGAAGCGGCGAGGGGAGCUGUCCUGUUUGGUUUUCAGUCGUUUGUUUGAUGUGGUUGAUCUACUCAUGUGAGAGGUUAAAUCACAACACGUAGAAACCUUUACACCCAUGAAAUCUCAAACUGCUGUUAGUAGAUAAAUAACUCAACUGUAGAAAAUAUUGAAAAAGACAGAAUUUAACAGUUUGUGGAUAAUUGAAAGACUUUAUUUAGUUAAAAACAGUACCAAGACAACAAAUCAAUAAUAAAACCCCAAAAAGCAACAGAUUAAUAACAUGGCUGAGCAUAAAAAAGGAGUUCUAGUGAGACUGAGUUGAUGAGAAGUGAUAAUGGAGAAAGAUUCACCCCUCUGUGAGAGGCUGGGUGAGGUAGUAGUUCAGCAAAUCCAGAAAUAAUGCGCCAGUACAGUACAUUGUAUCACGAAACGAGAGAAAUCUCUGAUACCAGCUGUGAUCUUCAGGCUCCUAGGCAGCAGUUAAAAAGAGAAGACAUGACUCUGUAGUGUAAAUCACCACCAGGGCUUAAAAUCACAUCUAUCAACCACUGUUUGUGAGAGCAGUUUGUCACAGCAUCCACAAAGCAGUUAAAAAUGCUCCGUACAAACAGGUAACCACUGGAGUGAAGUAGGAAACGUCUCUGUGUCUUAACCAAUCACAACCUCACAUUCUUUUAGGAAAUCAUGGACAGUGCAUUUAGGUUUUGGAGCAACAUGAACUGCAAUCCAAAGAUGCCAAGCUACAUUUUGCAAGUAUUAAAACAUCAGAGUCCAAAUGCUAAACUGACCUGCCUGCAGUUUUAGACCAGUCACCCAUUGAGAGUUGGUGAAAUGUUCAUUAUGUCAUGGUUAAAACUCUGAUUUUGCUCGCUUUGACGAACAUUACUCAUUUUUGUCAUGAUCUCUUAACAUUUUACCCAAAACUAGCUGAUAUUUUUGGCACAUUCGGUCCUGGCAUCAGAUCUGUGCACUUACUGGCGUUCACCAAAGCUUGAUACCGUAUGUAAGGCUGCAUAAAAAAGGCUGAGACUGUCUGAACUGGUGCAUACAUAAGUAUCCCAGGCGUAGAGUGAGUCAAAUACCAUUACCUCAGAAGCACUUUCCUCUUUGAAUACCUUUGAAGGUCUUUUACGAUCUGCCCUGAAGGAAACAUCUCACAGUUUUACAUAAUCCUUGAACUGAGGUGGAAUGAGAUAUGGAUAUCUCUGGUAUGGCAUGCAUGCCUCUUUCUCUUCGCUAUUUCCUACGUGUUGUUUUUUUAAGAAUUGUAUGUGUUCCAACAUGUGAGAUUUUUCCGAGUGUAACUGAUUGAGCAGUUCCACAUAAAGGGAAAUUAUGCAGUCUUGUCCCGUGUUUCUUGGAAGUAGCAGCCUCUAAUCUCAAAGGAGGAGGGAUAAACAAAAUUAAACAGGUAUAAAAAGUUUAGUGUUAAACUGUGACCCCUGAAAAUGGCUUGACCAUAUACUUUAUAACACAACCAUGUUAAAUACUUCAUCGUGAAUAGUCAAGACUUCAUGAAAACAGUCUGUUAUUUCUUUAUAGUUCACUGUUGCUAUGGAUACAGCUCUAAUCACAGACACAUUAACAGACCUACUGUAAUUAAAUCAAUCUGCUGAAGAAGUCUGAUCAGUUUGAGGUUGGUUUGUUUGAAGAGAAAGGGUCAAAGAGUCUGACAAAGAUGAGGCAAAAAAAGCUAUAGAUUCAUCUGGUCCUGGUUACCAUCAGUGGAAAUGUUUGGUUUAGGUCUACACAGACCAGGGAGACUAUUUUCAACAAGAAAUCUAAUCAAUUUUCAAACAAAAUCAUUUCCUUAUCAAUAUUCGGUGUUUGGUUAGUGAUUAAACUAAUAAGUAGUCGUGUAAAAUAUUUGUUGGAUGGGUUAUUUUGGCAAAGCAACCCUUUGGUUUCUGUCCUGCUCACCCUAACUAGACUGCAGUGAGUCUACUCUACAUUAUCCCUGAAUUUAUUACUCAGUUUCUCUUGAUAACCACUGAUCUUUGCUAGUUUUCUUACAAUUUUGACUCAUUCAUAUAGUUUUCUCAAGAUAUCAUGCUUUUUUUCCGAUGAUGAUAAAUAGAUUUCAUUUGUGUUUCGAGAUCACAACCUUUUUUUCUUUUUUUUUGCUGAUUAUCUCGAGAUUACGAAUGUUGUUUUCUUGUGAUAAUGGGAUUAUUUCCUUGGUGAGCCGGAAACACAACAAUAGGCUGGUCAGACCACGGCAUGCCGACACCGUUGAGCAAAGAAAGACCUGUUUCUAUGUCUGUUUGUGCUUUUGCUACUCUGAUGCGUCUCGAGGACGCAACUGGAAGUAAUUUGAUACAUCUAAAAAUGAAUUUACAUGUAUAUAUUUAUUAUAAUGUAAAUAAGGAGGAAAUAUGUUGGUCCUGAAGUUGAGGGAAUAUUUUAUACGGUGGUGAAGCACCUGCUAAAGCCUACUGCUAAAACUUCUGUUUCUUCCUGAUAAAUGAGGAUUUCUUGUAACCUGAUGCUGUGGUUGCAAUAGGAAAUGUUGUUUUCAUCAGAUGAUUUCUGCAUCCAUUUAGUUCCAGGCCGUCCUGUGCUAUCAGGAUUCUCACUAACUUGCUGCAGGAAGACUAAUGAUCAUAGUUUCACCCACUGGAUCCGGCUCCAAAAAGUCAGAAAUGAUUUCUCCAAACUGGUUCAAACCCAAGACUAGAUCAGGUCAGGAUUCACCACAAACCUCCACAGGUUUAACAGCUAUCAUAGCAGCAGCAGCAGCUAUUUUCAGAGGAAAUAUGUUAAUAGGUUUCACACCGCAAACAUGGAAGCGACAGCCUGCACUGGCCUGGCCUCGCUCAGCCGGUCACAUAUCUGUGUGAGAGAGAAGAACCACGGCGGUAAUAAUUUCCAGCGUGACUCUUUUCCGUGUAUGUUACAGUGAAGGUCUCGUGAUGGCUCUGUAAAUAAAGUGUUGAUCAAACAUGCUUGGGCUCAAAGAGGCCUUUCAUAAGUCCCCCAUGAUGCACACACAGUGGUGAAAAUGUGCUGAGCCAGCCCUGCGGUGGCCAACGAGAGCGACCCUAGAAUGCCUGGGCCUAAUCAGGCCGCCACACCAGUUGUUUGUAAACUCACCCUGGCUUGAACUAGAGCCACUGACAUGAGCCCACCGGGAGAGGCAUUGACAUCACACGGGAGAUAUGUGAUAAAUCCUGGGCUCGAGUAUCAGCACUCUUCACAGCUGUGGAGGAUGAGGCCAAGGAGCUUCUUUUCAAUUUGUUUCUUUUUUGGAGGAUCAUGCAAACAAAAACAGGGCAUUUUGGCUGAAUUUAGAUGCAGCUGCUGUCUAAAACUUAAAAAACCCCGAUCUGAAUUCUCUUUAGUUGAAGGUCUCUGUAAAAAAAAAAAAAAAAAAAAAAGUGAUAUACUGCAGUAAAAACAAGGUUUCCUGAAGUUUAAUCUAGAAGGAUUCAGACUUGUUUGCAGCCCUUCAUGAUAUCCUGGAAAGGCUUUCCAGUUCUGAAUUCCAGCUGAGGACUGGAAAUUUGCACAAACACAGAAACCAUGUUUAGAUUUUUUAGUUUUGGAGAUAAAGCUCCUUACAGUGUCUGUUUUGUGUUGAUAGAGCACAUUGCACCAGGGCUUUUGCAGAGGUUUGUUGCAUUUUCACUGUUGAUUUCAUGCACAUAAAGGAAUUCAACAUAAUCCGGUCUAGUUCUUGCUUUCAAUACCUGCUCUGACAUAUGAUGACUUAAGAAGUUCUGGAUAGUUUUCUGAGAUGAGAUGUCAAACUACUUUCGGGAUAGAAAACUAACUCGGAGCAAACAGGCGAAGCUGAUGCUGAGAAAUUCGAUGGUGGUUGUAAAGCAUCCUGAGUGGACUGCUGCUUCGGAAGCGUUAGCCUGUGAAGCAGUGUCACUUUUCUCCUCCAGUAAACAGGACUGGUGAGGAUUCCUGCCCCCUUUUGAGGGGCCCGCCUGCCUGUUUAUGAGCCAGUCCUGGGCUGUUUGUGCAUGAGAGGCAGUGUGUGUGUAUGUGUGUGUUAACAGUACUUCAGCAGAAGCCAGCUCGUGUUGCAGAGUUUUCACAGAGGUGUCGUCAGCCUGGGUGGGAUUAAAAAAAACAAAACAUGUUGCAGCCAACAGAUAGGUCAGAGUUUUGUUUUUGGCUUGUACAUCUUUAUAGAAAAAGACAGGUCAGAGGGUGAAUGAGUUUUCUGACAACAAAGGUGCAGACAGACAGAGUGCUGAGUUCUGUAUGGGAUAGAAACACAGGGUAAUAUAGAGGGAAGGCAUUUUAUUAGAUUAUAUUGAAGUAUAAAAGGGCUGGUACAGGGAUAACUCUUGGUUUGAGGAUACUCAAGAGACCCUAAUGAAAAUAUCUAACUUGAAAACUGGUAAAAACUUAAUAAAUGUGCAGUAUAAGAGGUUAAGAUAGUUUAGGAUCAUGCAUUUGAUGAACAGCAUCUUGUAUAAAAGAAAGAAACCAGUGAAGUGAUCCCCUUCUGCAGCAUUUUGCAGAAGUUACAGAUGGAAGCCGGAGUAACAUCUUCAAACUCAGUUAAGGAUAGGUAAUUCUAGAUUCUUGGUUGAUAGCACUGAUUUAACUAGUUUUUGCAGGAGUAGAGGUUUAGGUUUUUGUAAGAGCUUAUUUACAGUUUUGGAGCUGGGAGGCCAAAGAGUGUUUCUACUUCGGCGACAAACCUGCAAAACUUUUUUGUGUAAAUGUGCUUCGUUAUCUGCCGAAGUUUGCCCUUUGACCUCAUUUUGAUCCAUCCAGCUUUGUCAAUUUUUUUAAAAGAAGUUCUGUAAAGAGGUCUCUGUGUUUUAAGCAGUCCUGGAUUUCCCUUGUCUGUACCAGUUUUAUGGGUAACUGGCACUUAAGGUUUCAUUCUCUUUUGUUAUUUGAUGGCAAUUAGCAAACACCUUUCAGAUGUGCUACACUCACUGUGGGGAGGUCAUUGAAACAAAUGAAAAAUUAGACUUUUAACAUGAGAAAAUACUCACAUAAUCACUUAUUAGAUAAAUAAAAAUCAUAUCUCAGCCUCUGUAGGAUUUUGCAUUUAUCACCUCAAAGUAGAGCGUGAAGUAAUUGGGCUGAACAAACUUUGUAGAAAUAGAACAAAAUGUUUUUCAAUCACCUUUAAAUUAAUUUCACCUUUAAUUAAAAAUUCAUAUCGUUGACUUAACUGCAAAAAUACAGCUGCAUAUCAUCAGUCUAUUAGUGUUAAGAAGUAUCACUAAAAGAGCUAACCAGUCUGCAUGGAAGCUCCAUUUAUAAUACAAAAUAAAAAGAUAUAGGACCUAGAAUUGAACCCUGCAGAACUCCAUAGAAUAUAGAGGUCAUUUAGGAUGCAGAGUUGUUGACUCAAGUUUUUUUAUAGUUGAGAUUAGAUACCCAAACUAGUUAUUUCAACAAUUUGCCUCAUACUGGUAUUUUUGCAAGUUUAUUUUCUGACCUGAGAAUGAUCCUCGUUAAAAUAGUUCUGUAUCAGUGUACAAUAAAAAAGUUCUAGUGAACUCUGAGCAUAAGUCAAUGAGUUCAAAUCUCCUCAUUAUAAUGAGACACACUUAUGAACCCCAUCCUGGAAUGUGAAACUUUUAUGUAAAAGGAUGUAGUGACGCAAAGUGAAAAUGAUAGAACAAUACUUUAUGUGAGGGGCCUCUCGGUAAUGACAGCAGCUGGUCUGAUGUUUCACUGAGCAAGUCAUUUCAGACAAUUAUGGGCAUAGAUGAUCUACUUCUGUCCAGGAAAUCCCCUGUCAGCGGCACAACUGGGGCGCAAUGACCAGCAGGCACUUAUGUAAACUUUCGGCCUGCCUUGUACUUAUUAGCAUCACUUCAUUAAAAUAUUAUCCCCCCUCCCUGAUUGUGGAGUGGCUCAGUAAAACAGCGCUGCAGCCCAUUGUUAGGCCAUGAGAAAAGGCAUCCUUGAAUAAUUAGCGGCCUGCCAUUGGAGCGGCCUGUGAUGUAACAGAACUGAGAUGUUUGGCAUUAUAAGAAUGUCCUAUUUCCCUUCGACACUGUGGCACUUUGGGGCCCUUUCAUGUUUAGUGUAGCAUGCUCAUCCCAGGGUGGUGGGGACCUCCCAGCCACCUCGUCCUGGUGGGGGAGAUGACACGGUCUCUGUCUGUGGAACGGUUUACUUUCAUCAGACGCAAGAUCUCAUAUUGUUCAACAACAUACUAAUCUGCAACAUCCUAAUUUUCUUAAUUUUAUAUUCUAACUUUUGUGAUUAUUUGGGAGUUAAAAACCCUGACAAAAGUCUUUGAGGGAGACACGUUUGGAAAGGCAGCCUUAGGGCAAAGACAGAGGCACAAACAUGUUUUCUCACCACUGGUCAAUAUUGCCCUAAAAGGGGACACGCUGUCCUUUUUCCUCCCCCCUGUUAUGCCCCCAUAUUGUGAAGUGGUUCCCCUCAUUGCGCAACCUCCUUGCAAACACUGCAAACCCCAAAUCGGCUUACUCCCUCCAACCUCAGCAGGAAUGGCAUUUGCCCCGUUCAAAUGUCAUCCGUGUAAUUCUUUGCUGUAUCGCAUUAAUUUCUUGUAAGUGUGUAGGCAGUGCAAGUGUAGCAUGUCAUGUGCUAAUGUAAUUGCUUCCAAAUGCCACUUAGGGAGAAAACAAGAAAAUACUGUUGGGAAAUAUAAUUGGGAAACUUUGGCUUAUAAUGGAGUUAGCUGGUUGAUUUACUUAAUAUAGAUGGAGGCAAUUUCACAUGCAUUACUAGAAGUGCUUGAUUUAGUGCUUUGUUAUUGUUCAAUGAAACUUUGAUCCAAGCACUUUGCAUGCUACUCUUAUUUGUUUAUAUGCAAAUAAAAUCACUAUCACUGUAUGUGUAGACCUGUGCAGUACCUCCAAAGGCCCUCCUCUGAGUGUACUUCAGAUUGCCGUCUGCCCAGAAAGAUAAAGUAUUUGCCCCGAGACAUAACCAACAUUUUCAUGUAGUAUUUCGACAGACUGUGCCAGCCGUUGGCAUGCCAGGAGCAGCAGACUUUAAGUAUCAGUGUAGACAAGAGUGGAGUGGAGCUGCAGAGUUGGUGGAAAUAUCAGCUCUAAGUGCUGGUUUUGCCCUUGGCAAAUAUUUUGCAGUUUUGCGGCAGAGAGUAAACACCUGAGAGAUCUCAAAAAUAACUUUGGAGUAGCAACCUGCUUCUGGAUAAUGUUUUGACUACCUGUACACAAAGGGAAGGCGAUGCGGCUGAGUCUCAGAGAAGCAUGUACGGAACUGUUUUCAUAGAUAUAAAACUCAAUAAAACCUGGUGUUUCAGUGGAUAGUUGUUCAUCUAAGGAGGAAAACAGACACAUGAAACAACCACCCAAACAAGAUUUAUCUUUAGUUACGCAGAUCAUGCGACCCUCCUCUUCCCUCUGUAAGUCUGAUAUUCUGCAGCCUGACUGUGGGGCUAACAGCCUCAUCAAGGGCUUUUGGUCUGAUCCUGAUGACUCAAGUCCUCUCUUCCAGCCAUGAUUCAAAAUUGAAUGUAGAUUUGCUUCUCUAAAUAUACCGCCUGAGGAAUGCCUUUGAUAUCUGCAUUUGGAUGGGGACGGACUGUCCACAGAGCCAUCAAAGUGCCUGUCUGGCUCCACGGACUAGAGCUCUCCUUGUUGCCCUUGUUGCCCUCUGUCCCCCCUCUCAUCUAAACAAUCUCAAAGUGAUCUCUUAUCCUUUUAGCUCAGUCUGGAGUACAAGUGUCGCCUGCGGGUGUUGGUUUGUUACCUGUCUGGCAUGGGGGUCCAUCAGUCUGGGUCAUUCCCACAGUCCAGAUCUUAGGCCAACAGGAAAGCUCAUAAACACACAGCUCCCCUACAAAGGUCUGGUCCUUAGCUCCCCGGCCUAGCCACACAUCUGCCUCUGCUUAGGUCCAGGUCCCCCUUACAUCCCCACACACCUGGAACGAAUUAUAGCUAGCAUGUUUGAAGAAAUACCCUCCCCAGGGUUACCCAAGCAGGCAAUACGGGCAAAGCAGAGGCUUUGAUAAAAAGGCAGAACAGCAGGGUUGAAUAGUUCAGUUUAUGUCUGAGAGUAAUCAGACCACAAGUUGAGUGUAUUAUUUGCUGAUAGCUCCCUUUGUUGUUGGUGCCUUUGACAUUUAGAACUUAAUCACUUCAGGCCCAUUAUGUGAACACAUGACUCAUCCAGGCAGAGUGAAAUUCAAUACUGGUUAGUGCUUUUACCCAUAAUGCCAAAGGAAGAGGAAUGCAAGUAUGGGUGGCACAGGUGGGAAUCAAACGCCCUCAGUAAGGUAGUAUUUGUGCUGAGCUCUGCCUUUAGAGCUCAGAGAUAGUGGGAUAUUAUUAUUGCUUUUAAAUACAGAUCUUUACUCCAGCUGACUCUGAAGUACAAAUACAUUUAGAUGUAUUUUUAUGAUUACUUAAAGGGAUAUUCCGGCAUAAAAUUAAGUGAGGGUCAAACACACCUUAACACCAAGUUAGAUAACCCCUCGAGAGAUGAAUGUUGUCGACCACUUGCUUCUCUAGUUAUACCAACUUUAGUAAGGACUGGACAAUAGCAAUACACAGAGCCACACGCUCAACAAAACGCCACUCUAUAGCCACAAAUAAUGCUCAGAACAGCACCUAACCUCAUCAACAGUGUAGGGUCCCAGACAUAGUUCUGUCCACCAAACAUCUUUUUAGCUUGCCUGAUUUCUUUAGCAAAGAGACUAAACACAACUCACCUACUCUCUUCCAGCAGCAGUUUGUUUGUGGGGGAGGCCUGAUGAGUCGAUCACCAAGUGCAGCGGAGUUUCGCAGCUUCAGGAAGAGCAUUUAUGAUCAUUACCUCAUGGAAAUGUGAUCAGACCGAGAUGCUAAGGCAGAAGAACUACCGCGUCUGCCGUGCAAAAUGAUUAAUAUGAUGAUUAUUACUUCAAGGAAAUGAUAAAGAAAUUAUCAUAAAUGUUCCUCCUUGAGCUGCAUCACCCCGCUGCAGUAGGUGAUAGACUCGUCCAAGGUCUCCCCCACAAACAAGUGGCUGCUGGAAGAGAGUAGGUGAGUUGUGUUUAGUCUCUUUGCUAAAGAAAUUAGGCAACGUUAAAAAGAUGUUUGGUGGCUUGUGCUUUUGCUGGGACCCUAUAUGUACUGUUGAUGAAGUUAGGUGCCGUUCUGAGCAUUAUUUGUGGCUAUAGAGUGGUGUUUUGGUUGAGGUUUGUUUAUGGCUCCUCAGACUGCUGUGUAUUCCUAUCGUGUGGUCGUUACUAAAGUUGGUAUAACUAGAGAAGCAAGCGGUCAGCAACAUUCAUCUCUUGAGGGGGUAUCUAACUCGGUGUUACGGAGUGUUUGACCCUAACUUAGUUUUAUGCUGGAAUAUCCCUUUAAUAUGAACUGUUUAGAUUGGAUGUUAUUGCGGUUGUUGUUGCACGGCAUGGCUCUACAAAUAGUCUACAAAUUUACUGGGUGUUGAAUUACGUUGUAUUAUUCACUUUCAGGUUUACUUCGACUGUGGCGCCAAGGUUGAUGUGGUGGACGUCCAAGGUCUCAUACUCUCUCCUGGCUUCCCGUACAACUACUCCUCUGGGACACACUGUGUUUGGCAGUUCUUUGUGCCUGUUGACUACCAGCUCAUUCUGGAGAUAUUUGACUUUGACGUGUUUGAAAGCCAUGACCCGGCUGCGCAGUACUCCGCCGUCCCCAAUUUUGAGGAGGAGGAGGCAGAUGGAGAGGUAACGUUCACACCUGGGAGCAUAGGGUCUGAUGAAACUUCGUCAGAGGCUAAAGCGUCCAUGAUUCUGAGUGUGGGGGAUGUCACAAAGACUAGGCAGUCCUCUGAGGAUGGGGACGUCAAGCAGGUGGUGGUCCAGGAACAGUCAACAAAGAUGGAGAUUGCCAAAAUCUCAAAUUCUGCUAAAAGAUCUGCAAAUGCCUCAUCCGGCCUUUCUUCGCCACUUCCUCCCUCUUUUCACCUCCUACCUGGGGCUGUGCCUGCAGGAGAUAAGAACGUCAAUUCUGCCUCCCUAUCUCACCUAAGAGGAGACUUAAGUCCUAGUUCGAACCCAAACCCAGUUGUGGAGGAGACCACCCUAGCCCCUCCACCCUCCACUGAAACUCCAGCUGUAAGCCCUGAAACCCAACACUCGAUUCUUGACGCCUGCCCCCACGAUGUCCUCUACAUCUCAGACCUCAUCACCUUCUCCUCCAGGUUCUGUGGCUCCAACCGGCCUCCGAGCAGCCAGCUGGUUUUUGGCUCCAGUCAGGAGAUGGUUGAGGUGAUCAUGGAGCUCAUCACCACCACCCACUGGGGCCGUGGCUUCGCCCUUCUAUUCCACUACCACAACCUGACAGAGCCAGGGGGGGACCAUCGGGCUACUGCUCUUGCAGCCAGUAAGGUAGACACUCUGCUGGCUGCUGUGAGUGGAGCUGCCUUCUUCGCUAUGAUACUAACAAGUGCCCUCUGCAUCAUUUUCAGGUAACCGAGGCAGAGAAAGUUUGAAACAUAAAAGCUGUCGAGCUCCUGGAGUGUGUUAAAUACAUGAUUCUGAUUGGUCAAUACUUCAUAGCUAAAGAUUUGGUUAAAAUCUGAGACUCCAGUAAAUCAGCUGUUAUAAUUUUGAUCAGCUGUUUAUGUUUGUUUAUGGAAGGAAAGAAGAGACAGAAACAGCAGAGAAAGUGCAGGAAACGUGUACAGAGAUAUUAUUGUUAUAAAAUGUUUAAUCGGGUGCAUGAAGUGAAAACAUAAAACCUGUUAUCAGUUGUGACGGUUUUUGAGUUUCUGACCAAUCCUUCAUUCUGCAGCGAAAAGGCAGAAAACCCAUUCACAAUCCACAUAUUACAUAUCAUCUUUUAACAGAUGAAUUUAUGUUAUUAUUAUUAUUUAAACAUAUCUUUAUUGUUUUUUUGUAUUCAUACAGCAACAUCAAACAAUUUAAACAUAUGGCGGUAGUGAAAAUAUUAUAAAAUAUGAAUAAUACAAACAAAUUAAACAUUAAACAAUUUAAAUGGCUGUCAUGCUGCCAUAUCGUAAACACCCAAAAUAGCAGCUUUUGUCACUGGACGAUCAAUUAAAUCUGCUUUUGUGUUGUUCUAAAAAUACCAGAUGAUGUAUUUUUAUUCAAACACGAACAAACAUCUGAACUUAAAGUGUCCGUUGUUUAGAAAGAUGUGCUUCUGUCCUCUGCAUGCCUCUGUCUGUUUACAUUUUCUGUUGCUAUGAUGACCCACGUCUCAUGCUGCAUUGAUCUGAUUGGUUGUAAGUCGAUUGUCUCUGGAGACACACCCACAUGCAACUGUUGCUAAUGCUUCUUGGAGAUGUGAGAUGGCCCACCAAGGUGAUCUGGUGUCACGACCUUGGAUAGUGAACUAUACAAACAUUGAGUGUCCUCUUCAGGAAGGAUCUUUAUGGAGCAGGGUAUUCCUUAAGUCUGCUGCUGGGUUAGAUAUGACAUAACUGUUUUAAGUUGAAAUAACUCGCAGUUAUGGUGAUCUCUGUUUCUUCUCAGUGCUCUCAGAUGUACAGUGGAAGAAGAGAAGUUAAACGUGUUGGCUCAAGCUGGCUCUGUUGAAUUUCAAAGGCUGAAAUCUGCAUACGCUCCUGACUCUUACAGGAGAGCAGACGCUGAUUAGUUCAAUUUAUGUCGCACCAAAAACCCACCUGUGAAAAGCAGAGGAACUUCUCUUAGUGCCGCGUCUCACUUUGCAUCUCCAUCUUUCUCAGUCAGACCUGCUCUGAUUCAUUUUGUGCCAUGCGCUUCAGAUCUGCAUGAUGAAGCUUCUAGGAGGAGGCUUAAGCUGCUUUAAAACAAACCAAAGUUGUUUCUGAUGUCUCCUUUUGACUUAGAAAAGUAAAGACAGCGUUAGGAACAAGAUAAAUCCACAAGGAUCGCCAAAACUGACAUAAACUGACAUUUACUGCCGAAUCCUUAAACUAGGCUGCAUAAAUAUUUAAUUAAAGGCUUUUUAAUUGUUUGUACUCGGAUGUCGAUGUAACCCAAAAACACUUAACAGCUGAUCUGCAGCUUAACAACUUAAGUAGGUGUGAAAAAGUCUUUUUCAGCCACUGUGCAUUGAGUAACGUAAUGGGAGCUGUAAUUGUGUUAAUUUGCCUUCAGAGUCCGGUGAACUUCCUGGGGGCUUAUACUGACAUUAUCAAACAGCUUCAGUGUGUUUGAGAACAGCCGUAAAGAGUCGUAAGCAUGGCUGUUAACGCUUAAAUAUGGGCAGUGUCUGUUUUUCUUCAGUUCGAGCUUCAAAUUCUUUUUGUUGGUAACUGAUAUUCCUGUGAGAAAACUCAAGUCUUGUUUUUUUAUCUCAGCCCUGAGUUAUAGCGGGCUGGCCUGAGAGGAAAAGUGCGCAUACACUCAAACGCACACAGUUGCACAUACAUUACGGAGCCACCACUUUGUUGAGUUGACUCAGCUGGAAGCCCGAGUCCUUGAUGUGGUGACCCUUGGAGAUUAGUUGGGUUUGGCUGCAACUGUGCGGCUUCCUUGAUGUGGUGCAUUCUCACUAAAGAAAGGGACAUUCAAGGUGCAGCACCUGGCAUCAAUUCCAGCACACAAAAACGCAAAGGCUGCAUGAAAGUGUGUGGGCGGGGAGAUCUGGGGGGAAAAAAGGACAGGAGGAGUUGAAACUCAGUGAGAGUUUGGUGCUGAUGUUAUUGUCAGACAAUAAUAAGGUGUACUUUACAAGCUGUUCUUUCUUUUCCAUCCCACCGGGAAAUCAACCCGAGUUGGGGGGUUAAAUUUGGACUUUUGUAAGUUGAUUAAAAAUCCAGAAAGGUUAAGAUUUGCGUCAUUCCCUGCUCGCUCUGGGAGAGACCCCUGUUUAAUGGGCAAUGUGUUAAUUUCAACUGCAGAUUGGUGUCUCCAACUCAUCCAUUAGACACAAUAACUCCACAGGCUCUCAAUGUUAAUGUCAAGGAAAUUGGAAGCAUGUGCUCAAUAAAACUAAAGUGUAAUUAGCAGGAACAACAACUCAAGUUAUUCAGCAGCCAGGAAACGCAUAACCAUGAAACACCGAGCUCAGGAGCAGCCUCGGUAGCUGCGAUUUUUUCUCAUUUGGUUUCCUAUUAAUUUAAAUGACUUCAACAGAAAUCACUUGGGGGGGAAAAAAGUAGCUUUGGCGAGCGAGGCGAGAUCCUGCAAGUUUAGUGCAGCAGUGAGAUUAAUUCCCAAAGUCCUCUCUGGUCAGGAAACAGCCAAAGGUGGAUGAAAGUCACAGCAGGGGUUGCCCUCAGUUGACCGUGGCUGCUAAUGGACUCAUUCAGCUGUAAGAGAAAUUUUUAAUAAGCGGGAACUUGCUCAAGUUUUUCUGCAUGCCUCACUAGUUGAAGUAUGCAUGGGAAUGCCACAUAUACGUCAUUGUUACUCUUUAUUGUUGCGUUUUUUGAAGUAUCCGUCUGUGCAUCAAGUUUCUUUCACAGCUAUAGCCGUGAAGAAGUGACAGUGAUGCUUUUCCACUUGAAAAAGCAAUACAUAGCAGGAACUUCUCAGUAACAACCACUGUGUGAACUGUUAGAGUUGUGGUAUGUGUGAAUGCAAGCCUGUGGUGCAUCCUCCUCCAGCAUCCAACACCACAAUAGAAGACUAUUGAGUUGGAAACAGCCACGGGUAUGUUGGAGCUAUUAUGAACUAAGUGAGGUGGUUACAGUCGGUGCAGUCGUGCUGGGAUGGAGCGCAUUUUUACAUUUCUGCUCAAAUUGUGUUCACCAGAAGAGGUUUUUUUUCUUCUUGGGAAAACUCUGUCAAGAGUGAGAAAAAUAUGGGACGUUUAUAAAAGCUGGUUUUUGGAUAUGUCUGUAAUUAUAAACUGAAUUGCUGUGGUGCUGUAUGUUUUCCAGACCCAAACUGUGUCCAAAAAGAGCAAGCUCCUGUGCAUCCAGCAACUCUGAGGUACUUUGCAUUACUUCACGGCACUCCCAUGUUUCUCAGUUUUUUUCCCCACCGUCUUCUCCACAUGCUCUCCUAUCCUAUCCUGUGUUGCAUUAUUCAUCUGUCAGACAUCCUUGUAAACAAACAGGAUCUUAUUUGAGGUCACUGUCUACUGCUGCAACACUGCUUCUCCAUUCCUUAUUGAAACUUAAUAUUGGGAAUAUGUGUAUUCUUCUUACUUUUACUCACCUACUUCUUUACUAGUAUGAAAUCAUUCAAAGUCUUUGUAUUACGUGCAAAACUGUGGUUAUUGUUAAUAUAAAGUUGCAGAUUAGAAGGUUGCAGCAAAAUUUGUCACUUUGUUGCACAAAGUAUCAACAGACAAGAUGAUUUGAGGCUGAAAGUGGGUUCAUUAUUUUCUGGAUUUUGUACAACCUUUAUUCCAAUAUCAUUGGAGAGCUGUGUAAAGUGCAAAUCUAACAGAUUUUGAUGGCUUGCAAAUGAUUUGAACCCCAUAUUUAAUUGAAACUAGUGCAAGACAACAUGUCAGGUGUUACAGUUUUUUGUUUUCUGCAAAAUCAAAGCUAAUUGUAAAGUUGAUGUCAGCGACAUGUUUUGAAAAAUGCAUUAAAAAAUGAGACAGAGACAACCAAUGCUUAAAAAACACCCAGAAGAAUAUCUCCCGACUAAGAAGGUUGAUUUGCAACUGGUCGGUGCCAUGACUAGGUAUCGAUAAAGCAUCACAAUUUAACGCUGAGUAAGAUUUUAGUGAAAUUGUGGAACUAUUUCUCACUCAAAAUGAACGUCUGUAUAAAAGAGACAAGGCUUAAAACAAGUUGAACUGCAAGCCAUUAUGAAAACAGCCGUAUCUCUGUAGUGGACGUCACUGCACAGGCUCAAAAUCACCUCCAAAAAUCAUUGUUUGUGAUUACUGUUCACAAGACAAUAACAUUUUCAGCUUCAACAUCUGAUAUGUUUUCUUUUUACUUUCUUUAAUGACAUAUUGGGUUUAAAUUUUAAGCAAACUAUCACAUUUUGUACUGCACAUUUUUUGAAAUUGGGGGGGAAUAUGCCUUUUUUUUUAAAUUUGUGUAAUAAUGAAUACAUUUCAUAAUCUUAUUGCAGUGUAAGAGCUAAGACUAGUACUUACACUAAUACUAAUACACCAUUAAGCACUCAUUAAAGCCUGAGAAUAGAGUAGAAACAUAAUAAUAAUAUAAAGGCCGUUUCCACUGUAUGAAUUACACUGUGUUGUAGGUGCCAGAGGGCGUCCAGAAUACCGGGGCUGAGGUCAGCGAGCUGCAGCUGAUGGCUGAAAAUCAGGUCAAUCUGGAGGCAACAACAGAGCAGGACAACAACAACGACAGCCCACCGCACACAGGUUAGCGGGACACACCUACAAACGCACAUGAAUGGACACACACAAAUGACAGACGGACCUGCUGGACUGCUGACGUUAGCUUUUUAAAAACAAGUCCAUCAUUCAUGCUGAUGGUGUUGAAUGUAAACUCUGUUAGCUCUGAAUCCUCCAGCAGGAUUCAUAGUUAUAUGAUACUGCAGAGAGCUCAGCGCCCAUAAUUGCACAUGGCUGUGAAUGCCAUUUAAUUUGAUUUAUAUUUACAACGUGUUUAAAAUUUUGACAAGAAUCAUUUCAGGAAUGAUAAUGAUACCUUCUGUAGUAAAAGUCUGCCGUUAUUUUAUUUCCUGGCAGAGAAACAACAUGAUAAAGUUUUAAUGCCGUCACUUAUAAGUGAGGCGGCCUGGAGUUCAGGGAAGAGUCUCCGUUCAUGUGAUGACUCUCUGGAGAUGAGCUGUCAAUCAAAGACUGGGGGCUGGAUUUUCUGCUGAAUGGUAUUUCUGUGGUGCUCAUUUUCUCCCAAUGGUGUUUAUUUCUGCUCAUGUGAACAGUCAGUUCUUCUAUUUAUUCCAAGCAAAUUGCCACAUCUGUUUCUGGAAACAGUAAACAGGAAAUCUCUCUUGCCCACCAAGAGUUUUUUUUUUUCAAGGAAAGAUUUACCUAACAGAAGAUAUUACAGUAAAUGAAAACAAACUGUGUACCAGGAACCCUCUGUGAACCCUGGGUGGGUCUGCAGCUCUCAAUGGAAAGGAAAAUUGCAUUAGCUUCGGAGAGAUCCUGGAACAAUCCGAAGGCUCUUCUCCCCCUCACUCUUAGUGGGACUGAACCCAGGCUGGGAGAUUUGUGGGUUGUGGCAUUUAACCCACAAAGCAGCCUGGGAGUAGUUUGAACAACAGGGGAGUACAGUCCCCCUCUGUGUGUGCUCCAGACCCGGUGUGAGGAGUUUACACAUAAACACUCAGCUUGUAAACACUAAAGGAGUCGAGAUCAUUGUAUCAUUGCACCCGAUGAGUUUGUGGAAGAGUGUCAGGAAGGUGACAGCAGGAUUGAAUCAACAGGAACCAGCUUUUUUGAGUUUAAUCCAACUGCAUUCAAUGUUCUUGGUUUAUACCACAUGUCAAAUCAGUUUUUCCUGUGUCCCUGUAGUCAGUGCUGGUGGAGACACUUCUCCCAGUGAAGAGGUGGACCUUUCCUGCAGCGGUCUGACUGAACUGGACCUCGGUGCAGACGAGGUUUUCAUUGUGUCCUCAGCUCCGAGCCCAAGCAGGCUACCCUUCUCACCUCACACAGUAAGGCCCCCGUUUUAUCCCAUCACUGUUGUCUUUGCUGUCACUUGUGAAUGAAACUCAGUCCCAGUUAGUGAAAGAGGGAAAUUUUAACCAGCUAAAAGUCAGAAAUCUAAAUAUUACAAAUACUACUAAAGAGAAUGUGUUAUGGGAGAGUACAAGUGAGAGAUUCAAUGUCGUUAGUAUCCAGUCCAUCUUCACCCUACUCCUCAUAUCAGCUAGAAUCAACAGGAAACUCCUGCUGAGCCCCAAAAGUGCCCAUUUUAUGAGGACAAUCAACGCCCUCAAAGAUAGGUUUUCAUCUAUUGUGCAGGAAGUGUGAGCUUUGUUCUCGUGCUCAGGCUGGACUCUGGACUCUCGGGCUGCUUCGAAUCAGACUGAUGUGUGUCUGUAAUCCCGUCUCCUCCACCUCACAUUAACAGCAGCCAUCUGUGCGAAACUCUGGGCACCUGGAUUAGCACUUUUUUUUCCUCAAAGGUAUUAUAUUCAGCAACAAUCUUGACGAAUAUCACAUGGAUUUCUUGCAUGAUUCACUAGAGGAUGAGGGUUUUGUGCCAACAUGAAGUUUACAACAAUAGUUUUGCUGUUUUUUUCACCUGCAUUCUUCUAAGGGCCAGUAGGGGGCACCUCCUUUGGACCCGUUAUGUUAUGACUCGACUGUGACGUUGGUUUAUUACAUUAACUAAUUUUCAGUAGUGUUCAUUUGACCAUUAUUUGGAUGUUUUUCAAUAGAAAUCAUGGUGCUAAGCCAGACCGAUUAAAAACUGCAGUUCCUUAAGUGUCCACUUGAGGCUGGCUGCAAAGCCCCUGGUCGCCACAUACACACCCAUUCAAAAAGGCCAUCUUUGCAGCAACAUUACCUGUCUGUGGUACCAAUCUAAAACACAAGCUUGCUAAUACACUUACCCAAGAUAUUCAACAUGUUCAGCAUUAUUACUACCAAAUGUAGUCUUGUUAGCAGUUUCUAUAGAGUGAUAGCAUGUCCUAAUUAGCAUUUAGCCUAGUUCACCUACAGCGACUCUGAGCUGCUGACAUAACCGUAGUCUUGUGUUUCAUCUCUUCUCCAGGCUCCAAAGCCUCAUAUGAAACCGGCCUUGAUGGUGUAAAUUGAGGGGGAAAUGUAGCCGUGAUCGCAGCAGGUGUUCACCUCACUUUGGGCAAAUGAUCUUUGAGUCUCUGAGCGAACGAACAUCAGAGGUGACAGCCCAUUCAUUACUUUAGUUGACCCAGUGUCCCUAAUAAGAGUGACACCAUUUAUUGGCAUCGCCCACGAUACAACCUAAAACUAUGAAAACUAUGAGGACAUAAAUGGGGAAACGGGGAUAAUUAAAAGAUGUGAGGAACAUUGAGGAAGAAGCGUCAGUUUGAGCAAACAUUUUUUGUCUCUUCUCUCUUUUGUAUUCCCUUGGAAUAAGAGUUGGCAUAAAACAGCUCUGGCAGCUUUUUGAAGGACUGGCAAGCGUUUGUGCGGCCUAGUCUAAUGGAGUAUUAUCUACAGAGCCAGAUUCCCAGCUCCAAUUGUGUGUGUGUGUAUGUGUGUGUGUGUGUGUGUGUGUGUUUGUGUGUGUUAUGCACGCUUUGGCCCGCAGUGUGUGGUCUGCCUGUGUGUGUCCUCGAUGCAGACGUCCAUGUAAAUAAUGUUAGAGAAAUGAUGCUCGCGUUAACAGCGGCGAAGGUCUGUAAAAAAGUGCAGAACUCAUCCUCUGUAUGUCACUGAGACGAGUUUCGUGUUAUUGUGUUGGUUCGAUGCCACAUACCCCCCACAUAUAAAGACCUACAGCAGCUUUGAACCCCCAGUUUGAUCACAUUUUCUUGCAGCGGGCCCCUCACUGAGAAGAGCUUUAAUUAAGUUAAAGAAAUGAGAACACUAAAACCUUUUCUUGCUGUUGGCGGUAUGAUCGAAUCAAGUCUGGAUCAAAAUGGUCCUCUGCAAAAACUCAAAACUAAGCUCCUUUUUUUUUCAAGUAGAAAAUCUGUCUUUAGCCACCGUCACCUAACAAGACUGGAGAAAUGUUUUGUUUCAAGAUGAUACAAGCCAAAACUGAGACUUCACUCACUUGUGAUGAGUUAGAAAAUCUGCCAUUGGAGUAAAGAAAGUCCUAAAGUUUCUUAAAUUCAGACAUUAUUCUUACUUUAAAGCCGCUGUGACGAAGUUUUCGCUCAGUGUGGACAAAGUGGUACCCCUUAUACUGUUGCUUAUUUUGUCCCGUCCUUGUAAAGGGGUGUUUAUCCACAUGAAAUCUCCCCCUCCUAUCAUUGAUCACUAACCAUGAACAUUUUCUGUGGGAAAAGUAACAAAGGCUGUUUCCUCAGUGCACCUAUUCCCUCGCAGAAGUUAAGAGGAUCAAAAAUCAUAAUAAAGAAACUGUAAACCUUGAUAUUAAUCGUCUCUUGCUUUUGUGCAUCACAGGGACAUGUCACCGUUCAUUUUGGUCUGUUUUAUAACUUAUCAAAAGUUCCUCACAGCAGUUUUGAGAAACUUUCAUUUCAUUUUUAGAGCUUAACAGGUAAAUUUAUCUUCUUUAUAUUAAUGAUGGCAGCUCAGGUCUUAUUUAUGGCUUUUAAAAUCUCAACAGAAAUAUGACAUAAGCACUUAGUUUAGCAGUUUUGUCUCAAUCAAACAGAUUUAAUUCUGCCGUCGUAUGAAGCAUGUUUAGCUUUUCCCAAAACCCUGUAAAAGUCUCAGCCCCGACCUUUGGAACCAGAUUUGGUAAGCGACUGUGUGUUUGGCGGCUGAUUCCUCACCCCUUGUGUCAAAUCUAAAGGUUGCCAUUGUGUUCCUCGGGCUUUAAUGACCAAAAGCACAUUUUAUCUAAACCCCUAGCUAAUUCUUGUCUAGACAAAGCUAGCUGCUAGUGACUCUGUGUGAAGGAUUAUCUUGACUCACACUAUGUCUGAUGGUUGCAACCCCUUAAACCUUCCCCCCCUCCUCCCCUGAUCAACAGCAGCUGACCGAUCAGCAUGGAUAACAUGGCUCUACACAUCUAAACCCGUCAAUCACAUAUUUCCUCUCAAACUGGUUGGGGCCUGUGUUGUGCGGUGCAGAUGGUGAGGCUUUUGUGUACGCAGCACCACAAAUGUGACUCGAAUCAUUCUAAAGCCCCCGCUGGUCUCUUGACAGCUUUAAUAAAACUUAAUAAAUAAUGAUUGAGAUUAGAACGUGAGCAACACAUGCUCAGCUGGCAGGCUUUGUGUUCACAAAAGCCAAGCUAAUCAGCGCAGUUCCGUCUUUUAAUCCAUUAAUGUAGUACACAACACAGUCUGCAGGGAGAAAUUCAGGUGCGAGGAGGUAAUAUAACAGGUGCAACCUGUUGACUUCCAGCCUGUCUAAUCCCCUGACUCUUAACACUUGGGUUCUUGCGUAUAUUGAUGAUACUGUUAAACAGAUCAUUAAGGCUGGUUGCCAAUUAAGAGCAGUUUUGUGACUGUUUCAGUUGUGACUGAAAAGGUAUAAAUAUCUCUCACUUCUCAGUCCUCCUCUCUCCUGACGGCUGACGUACACAGUGAAAUCUACAGAUCUGAUUGUUACUUGAUAUCAUUACCCCUCUGUUGAAGCAGUGCGUUUGUUAUCGAGUCCAGUCUUUCCAUCAUCGCUCAAUACCAAAGAUGCGUGCAUGAUUGAAUAACGAGCCCGCUUCUCAGUGCAGGUCAUUGACCAUUCUAGCUGCAGUUGAGUGCUUGAGUAUAAUGCAGCCUCUGAUAUGCAAGCUAUUUAUGUUGUGUGGUCGUCUUCUUCCCUAAUUAGUUUGUUUAUCCUCUCUCGGUCACUCUUUACUUUUAACCUUUGGUCUCCCAGGGGAAUUUUUUGUCUGUACUUCUUUACUUGGUAUUCAUAAAUUCAUAUCUGCAGCCUGUCUUUGCUUUUUAACACUCUGCAUUUAUAUGUGCUUUGUAAACCCAUAGAGAAGUUUCCUGCAUGGCAACCCAUGGACAUGCAGUGUUUGUCUCAUAAUUCAUAGACGUAUGCAUUCUGUGUCUUAGCAGCGGGAGAGGUUCCUCCGGCACAGUGACACUGGUCCUGGCCCUGCAGUGGAUUGGCCUUCACCGGACUCAGCAGCCUCCCCAAAUGGUUCCAGAUCUGCAAAGGAAGGCAGCAGCAGCUGUGCCAGACCAAGAGCUUGGAGCGUACGCACCUUCCAGGACUUCCUCCCUCCACUGCCGCAGCUGCAUAAGAAGUGGUGCAGCUGGAACUCCACCAGUCCCUUCACCAAACUGGUGGACAGCGUCAGUACCACAUACAUUCGAUGUUUUUGUGUUAUUCCUUUUCAAUUUUAUGGUUUUUCAUAGAGAGAGAAGGUGGUGGGGUCAGUACCAGAGUGUUUACAUGAUGGGUUUUUUUAAUUUGCUUUCAAUUUAAAGUCCUAAAAAUUGUCCUCUCUCUGCUCUGUAUUCCCACUUCCUGCCCCUCUCCAAAUUAAGGAAAAAAAGUCCCUGAAUAAUAACAAUAAUACCCUCCAAAGAACCCGAGCAUUGUUUCACCGCUACCUCUUUAAACCACCUCUCCAGCACACUGCCACCAUUUCACACCACCUGCCAUCCCCGGUGCAAUUCUCUCCACAGCUCUUUUUGAUAUGGUCUUCUUCAAGGUCUGUCUAACGGACUGGAAGAGAAAUAACAUCAAGAGUGUAAAUGGUUUGCUCUGGAGGUGGCCACUUGCAAAAAGCCAUAUUUCUCUUUGAGGGGGCGCUGUUGCCAGAAUAAGCCUCCUUGUGAAGAGUUGUACUUCAGUCUUAAAGCAGACUAUUAUGGGUACCUAUGCAGUUUCAGCUUUCUAUUAAUAAAUCCUUAGGAGGAGAUACCUUUUAAAAAAAAGCUUUAAAAAUGGGCGAAAAUCUCAAAACGCAAAUUUUCAAACAGGGGAAGGGCUUAAAAUUUGAAAUUUCGUAGGGGGUGCUAUGGAGCCAUUUUUUAGUUGGAUCUCCAUUUUGACAUUUAUUGGAGCCUUCAAGAAGAAACAUUAAAUUAAAAAAAGUAGUAUAUUAUGAUAAAAUAUCUUUCCUUCAGUAUAAAAAUAUGUCAUAGUGUAGUAUGUGCAAAACAAAAUUCUUAGUUUUACAUUAAAAAAAAUGUCAUAGGAUAGAGCUAUAAAAAUAUCAUUGUAUAGUAUUAAAAAAAUGUCACAUUAUAGUAUGAUAAAAUUAUCAUAUUUUAGUUUACAAAAUGUCAGAUUUCUAUGGUGAAAAUAUCAGCAUAGUAUGAAAAUAAUGUCAUAGGAUAGUAUGUUAAAAAUGUCAGAGUAUAUAAUGAUAAAAAAAUGUCAUAGUAAAGUAUGAUAAAAAUGUCAUAAUAAAUUAUGACAAAAGAUUUAUAGUAUAGUAUGAUUAAAGUAUCUUAUUUUUGUAUGACAAAAAAUGUCUCGGUAUAAAAUGUUGAAAAAUUAUCAUGGUAUAGAAAGUUGAGAAAAAUUACAUUUUAAAAUCUCAUAGUUAAUUAUGUAAAAAAAUAACAGUAUCAAAGGGGAAAAAAUGUCAGUGUAUAGUUUGAUUAAAAUGUCAUAGAAGCAGGAUUAAAAAUUUCAGUGAAUUAUGAUGAAAAUGGUCAUUGUAUAGUACAUUGAAAGAUGUCAUAGAACAGAAUGACAAAAAGGUCAUAGUAUAGCAUGAAAAAAAUUUCAUGGUUUAGUUUGAUUAAAAUCUUACAGUAAUCCAUGAUAAAAAUGUCAUAGUAUAGUAUGACAAAAUGUCGUUGUAUGGUAUGAUUUAAGUGUCAUAGUAAUGCAUGACCAAAAAUGUCACAGUAUAGUAUGAUAAAAAUGUCAUAGUAUAGUAUGACAAAAUUUUCGUAGUAUAGUAUGAUCUAAAUGUUAUAGUAAUGCAUGACAAAAAGUGUCAUACUUGAGUAUGUUAUAAAAUGUCAUAGUAUAGAAUGACAAAAUGUCAAAGUAAAGUAUGUUAAAAAAUUCAUAUAUUGUAUGACAAAAAUGUCAUAGUAUAGUAGGAUAAAAAAUGUCAUUGUUAAGCAUGAUUAAUAAUGUCAUAGAAUAGUAUAAUGAAAAAAUAGUUCAGUAUGAUAAAAAAUGUCAGUGAAGUAUGAAAAAAAGUUAAAGAAUAGUAUGACAAAAAAGUAGUACUUUAGUAUGAGAAAAAUUGUCAUAGUUAUGCAUGAUGGAAAGUGUCAUAGAUAAGUAUGAUAAAAAAUGUCAUAGUAUAGUAUGAUUUAGAUGUCACAGUAUAGUAUGAAAAAAUGUCAAAGUAUAGCAUGAUAAAAUUUUCAUGGUUUAGUUUGAUUAAAAUGUUACAGUAUUCCAUGAUAAAAAUGUCAUAGCAUAGUAUGACAAAAAUAUCAUAGUAUAGUAUGAUUUAAGUGUCAUAGUAAUGCAUGACCAAAAAUGUCAUUGUAUAGUAUGAAGAAAAAUUUCAUAGUAUAGUAUGAUAAAAGUGUCAUAGUAUAGUAUGACAAAAAUUGUCAUAGUAUAGUAUGAUUUUUAUGUCAUAGUAUAGUAUGACAAAAAUGUCAUAGUAUAGCAUGAAAAAAUUUUCAUGGUUUAGUUCAAUUAAAACCUUACAGUAAUCCAGGAUAAAAAUGUCAUAGUAUAGUAUGACAAAAAUGUCGUUAAUUUAAGUGUCAUAGAAAUGCAUGACCAAAAAUGUCAUUGUAUAGUAUGAUGAAAAAUGUCAGUGUAGUAUGAUAAAAAUGUCGUAGUAUAGUAUGAAAAAAAAGUGUCAUAGUAUAGUAUGACAAAAUUGUCAUAGUAUAUUAGGAUUUAAAUGUCAUAGUAUUGUAUGACAAAAAUGUCAAAGUAUAGCAUGAUAAAAAUUUUCAUAGUUUAGUUUGAUGAAAAAUUUCACAGUAUAGUAUGAUAAAAAUGUCAUAGUAUAGUAUGAUUUGAGUGUCAUAGUAAUGCAUGACCAAAAAUGUCAUUGUAUAGUAUGAUAAAAAUGUCAUAGUAUAGUAUGAAAAAAAAUGUCAUUUUAAAGUAUGAUAAAAAUGUCAUAGUAUAGUAUGACAAAAAUGUAGUAGUAAAGUAUGAUUUAAAUGUUACAGUAAUCCAUGAUAAAUAAUGGCAUUGUAUAGUAUGAUGAAGAAAUUGUUUUGUAUUUUACAAUAAAAAAGGCAUACUAAAAUUAGCUUAAAAUGUUAUAGAAUAGUGUGACAAAAAAGUUGUAGUAUAGUGUGAUUAAAAUGUCAUAGAAAUGGAUGACAAAUAGUGUCAUAGUAUAGUAUGUUAUAAAAUGUUAUAAUAUAGAAUGAUAAAAUGUCAUAGUAAACUACGAUAAAAAUGUCAUUGUUUAGCAUGAUUAUUGAUGUCAUAGAAUAGUAUGAUGAAAAAUGUCACAGUAUAGUAGGAUAAAAAAUGUCAGUGAAGUAUGAAAAAAUUUCAAAGAAUACUAUGACAAAAAGUCGCAGUAUAGUAUGAUUUAAAUGUCAAAGUUAUGCAUGACAAAAAGUGUCAUAGUUAAGUAUGGUAAAAAAUGUCAUAAUAUAGUAUGACAAAAAGUGUCAUAGUAUAGUAGGAGAAAAAUUGUCAUAGUAUAGUAUGAUUUAGAUGUCAUAGUAUAGUAUGACAAAAAUGUCAAAGUAUAGCAUGAUGAAAAUUUUCAUGGUUUAGUUUGAUUAAAAUGUUACAGUUAUCCAUGAUAGAAAUAGCAUAGUAUAGUAUGACAAAAAUAUCAUAGAAUAGUAUGACAAAAAUGUCAUUGUAUAGCAUGAUAAAAAUUUUCAUGGUUUAGUUUGAUUAAAAUGUUACAGUUAUCCAUGAUAAAAAUGUCAUAGUAUAGUAUGACAAAAUUAUCAUAGUAUAGUAUGAUUUAAGUGUCAUAGUGCAUGACCAAAAAUGUCAUUGUAUAGUAUGAUGAAAAAUGCCAUAGUAUGGUAUGAUAAAAAAUGUCAUAUCUAAGUAUGAUAAAAAUGUCAUAGUAUAGUAUGACAAAAAUUUCAUAGUAUAGUUUGAUGAAAAAAUUGUCAUAGUAUAGUUCAAUUUCAAUGUAAUAUUUCUGUAUGGGAAAAAGUCAUAGUAAAGUAUGUUCAAAAAUGUCAUAGUUAAGUAUGUUAAAAUUUUUAAAUAAUUGUUUAAAGAAAAUGUCAUAGUAUAGUAUGAUAAAAAUGUCCAAGUAUAGCAUGAUAAGAAAUGUUGUAGAUUAGUUUGAUGAAAAUGUCAAUGUAUAGUAUGAUAAAAAUGUCAUAGUAAAGCAUGAUUAAAUGUCACAGUGUAGUAUGACAAAAAAUGUCUUAGUAUAGUGCAAUAAAAAUGUCAAAGUAUAGCGUAAUAGAAAAUGUCAUAGUAAAGUAUGAUAAAAAUGUAGAAAAGUCUGUUAAAAAAAUAGUACUUUUAUAUUAACAAAUGUCAUUAUAUAGAAGUGUCAAAAAAUAUUUUUGUAUGAAAAAAAGUCAUAGUAAAGUAUGUUAAAAAAUGUCAUAGUAGAGUAUGAUAAAAAAUGUCGUAGUAUAGUAUGGCAAAAUAUCAUUGCAUAGUAUGUGAGAAAUUUUACAUUAUUGUAUGAAGAAAAUAUCAUCGUAUAGUAUGAUUAAAAAAAUUCAUAGUAUAGUAUGUGAGAAAUUUUAUAUUAUUGUAUGAAGAAAAUCUUAUAAUAUAGUAUUAUAAACAUGUUAUAGUAUAGUAUGAUUUAAAUUUCAUAGUAAUACAUGACGAUUAUUGUCAUAGUAUAGUAUGAUGAAAAAUGUCUUGUUAUAAUAUAAUAAAAAGGUAAUAGUAUCGUAUGACAAAAAUGUCAUACUAUAAUAUGAUUAAAUUUUUUUUUUUAAAGUCAUUGUCAAUUAUGUUAAAAAAUGUCAUUGAACAGAAUGAUAAAAAAUAUCAUAGUAUAGCAUGAUAAAAAUGUCAUAGUAUAGUACAAUAAAAAAAUAUCUCACUAUGAAAAAAUGCUAUAGUAUAGUAUGAUAAAAAAAUAACCUAUUAUGGUAUGAAAAAAAAUGACAGAAUUUUUUUUUUUUUUCAAUGUUUCUUUAUAGAAGCAGAAUUAACAUGUUUUUUAAAAGGAAAACAGUGGAUUACUUUUAAGAAGCCACAAUAUGACAACAAAACAUUAAAUCACAGUUCUUGACAACAAAGACCCGGAAACAUAGUUUGAAAAUUAGACAGGGAAUACACAAACAACAUACAUAGAAUAUUAUAAAGGACAACCACAACAAUAAGAACAAAAAUGAUACCACAAUACAAAGCCACAAAAUAAUAAUAAUAAUAAUAAAACUAUGACAGAAAUGUCACAAUAGUGCGAAUGGUGGUGGACGGCUCCUCUCUCUUUGCUGCAGGACAGAAAGAUUCAGAAGAUCUUUUGUACCAACAGCCAUCAGACUUAAUAACUCUUGUGUAAAUAGAUAACUUUUUUGGAGAGAUAUUAUGUGAGACAACAGACAAUUGAAUUUCCCUUCAGGGAUUAAUAAAGUUAUUCUUAUUCUUAUUAAGUAUGAUAAAAAAUAUAGUAUAGUAUGAUAAAAAUAUAACAGUUAAGUAUGAUAAAAAUGUCAUAGUAUAACACAAUAAAUAUGUCACAGUAUAGUUUGACAUAAAUGUCAUAGUAUUGUACAGCAAAAAAUUCAUCAUAUAGUAUGAUAAAAAAAUUAAAAUGAAACCGUUUUUUCUUAGUAUUUAAAAAGUCGCAGCACUGGCAUGUUUACCUCGUACUUAAUCACCUCUUCUUUGAACAACACUGUAAACAUUUGGGAACAGAGGAGACCUGUUUCUGGAGUUCUGAGAGUUUUAAGAGAGGUAUUUGCACAUCCAACUAUCUCAUUAAGUAUAUGCGUAGGACGUGUAACUAAAGACUUGGAAGGAGAACCUUGCUCUCUCUGAGAACACACUUAGAAAAAGGUCCAGAGGGACAGAAAUGCUGUGAAUUUUUUUCCAAUAAAUGGUGAAGCUAAGCAGGAGAAGAGGGUUCUCUUUUCAGGGCUGGGUUUUUUGCUGGGGUCAUAUCUGGUCCCAUUCUUUCCUAACAUCGAGUUUCAGCUGUUCAACAGUUUAGGCUCAGUUUUGGUAUUCUUUGUUUCAUGAUGUGCCAAAUGUUUUUGAUGGAUUUCAAGUCAGGGCUGCAAGUAAGGGCCAAUUCAGCAGCAGACUCUACUACUUCAGUGUCACUCUGUUGUAAUUUAUGCAAAGUGUCCUCAUGAAAUAUGAAGGUCUCUCUUGAAAAAGUCCUCAUCCAGAUGGCAGCAUAUGUUGCUCUAAAACAUGUACUCCCUGCAUUUUGUGGACGCUUAUGCAUCUCCUUGCUAUCAGAGUUAAAUUGAGUCAGGUGGACCCUGUCUUAAGAGUGGAGGUUGCAUCUUCCAUGAUAUUCUGAAAGAACGUCAGGAUUUCCAUCUCAGACUCAUGACUGUUUUAAACACUGCUGUCUGAGAGCUGAAGAUGAUAGCCAUCCAGUUUGGGUGUUUGCCUUUGUCCUUUUUAUAGAAAUAUGUCUCCAGAUUCUCAGAAUCCUCUAACAAUAUUAUGCCCUCUAAAUGAUGAAAUCCCCUAAUUCUUUGCAAUUUUAUGCUGAGGAACAUUAUUCUGAAAUAGCUGAAUGUGCUCAUGUGUCUCUCACAGAGCAGUGAACUUCUUAACUUUACUUCUGAGAAACUCAGCCUCUCUGGACAGCUGUUUUUAGAUCCAAUCAUGUUACUAACCUUUUGCAAAUCACUUAAGAAGGAGACAUUCCUCCAGUUUUUUUUUAGAAUAAUUUCUUCACAUAAAAACAGCUUAAUUUUUAACACUUGUUUGUCUUUUAAACUGUUUUUGAUUUAAUGUAAGGUUUUAAUGAGUUGCAAACAACCAAAUUCUGUUCAGCUUUUUCAGAUAAUAUCCAACUUUUAAAAGUUAACUACACGCAUGAGGUUAUUGAAUGGUAUUCUAACUUAAAGCAGACUGUUACUAUCAGGGUUGAUCGUGAACCUUGAUAACAUUAAAGCCCUCUUCUGUCUGUAUUCAUUAAUUUUAAGAUAUAUACAAAACCGUCUCAUUUCUUUCCAGACUCCAUCCAGUUUGGUCACAGACUGCAGGGAGGGCGACAGCAGGAAGGUCUUCUCUGAUGUUCAUUUGGAGGUCAAUGCGGACAACAGCAUAAUAUCUGACUCCUCUAUCAGCAACGCUUCCUACCCCCUCUCGCAGCCCGCCCAGAGGCAGCGGCGUCUCAACUCCACCAGCAACCUGCGGCGCUCCCGCUUCACAGGGCAUUGCUUUGGUCUGCUCUCUGGGACAGCCGAUCCAGCGAAGGCCUCUGUGGUUCCUCAUGCCCCAGGCUCCCCCUCUGAAUCCAGCCCUGGCUCUUCUUCCUCCGCCCAGUGUCAGAUUGAGAGCGGCUCAGCCGGAAAGCGUUUCCCUGGCGAGGCUGAUCACAUCAGCGUGCCGGUGUUCGCCAUCUCUGAAGAGGAGGACCGGCAGCCUCUGGUCUCGGCUGAGCACCUAGACCAGACCCCGGCCCCCACUUUGGCUCUGAAUGGAGGAAUAAGGGGGAUGUGUGAAAAGAAGAGGCCUGCUGAUGGAAGCAGCAGCCUCAGCCCACAGAGCCAGAGAGCCAGACCAGAGUGGAGGCCGUGGGGGAGCCAGGUUUCUGGAGGAGUGGGGCCACUACCGUCCAACGAGUCACACAAAGUGAGUAACAGCGAGGCGUCUCUGGGUCAGUCCACAGUGCUGUGCAGUGUGACCAACCACAUGUGACCACACAGGCUUUAAGUUGGUGAAAAGAGCAGGGACUCUGGUGGGCCAGUUUCUACAUUUCUGAACUCUGUUAGUGCCACUUUGUGAAAUAUAUAACCUUUCAUUUCUUUACUUUGAAUUCAUCUAUUACAAAAUGAUUCCUACAUAUACUGUAGCCUCAGCUGCUGCUGGCAAAUAUAUUCCUCUCACUCUAGCUGUUUUCUAUUUUUAUAUAUUUGUGUUUGGACAAAGAUGUAAUAAUAUGCUGCUUAUUAUGCCAAGGCAAUGACUGCUGUGGUAGUAUGUGAUUAAAAAAAGAUGAAUGAUUGCUUGUGUUGACAAAAAAAAGUAUUAUCUAAGCGAUUAUCCGUAACCCCAAACUCUUAGGGAGCACUUUGCCGUAUUUGUUUUUUUAACAGAUUCAUUAACCAGUUCCAUGCUUCUCAGUAAGUUAUAAUACUCCAACCAUUGCACUUUGCUUUCAAUAGCUCAUUCAUUCUGGAUUUGUGCUGCUUGUGCCAGAUUCCUGUCUUUUCUAAUGUUUAUUUCUUAGCGCCGGAUACUGAAUGCUCAUUCAAUGACUUGUUACCCAAAAGUGUUCUGCAGAGCAAAGACUGUACACGAAUAUUACGAUGAUAUACAGACGCACUAUGUACACCUGAGGCUCAUCCUGGAUUAUAAAAAGGGAAAUCAAAAUAAAGCAAAAGCAUAUAGAGUGACACUUUACACUAUUAUGUAGUAUACAGAGAGCGUUAGUGAUCACAAUAGUAUUUAAAAUGAGUUAUGAAUUUAUGUAAAGUUUUAAUAAAGGCUAUGUCAAUCA